ACCUUUUUCUUUUCUGCAUGUCUGCAUUCAAGUGUAUAUAUAUAUAUAUACAGUGAAGGGUAUCGCAUAGAGAGAUCACAGUGUAUUCAUUUCUGGUUCUGGACAAUCUCUGAAGAAUUUUUCCGGAAAUGCCCUCGGCAAUCUCCAUUGUCAUCGGUGGUGUUGUCCCGUUCUUCUUAUUCUUCGUUUUCUUGAGGAAGCUCCUCGUGUUCUCCAGAAAGAGGGCGAUGGAUUGUUCUAACCUCCCCACCGUUCCUGUGGUACCAGGAGUGCCCUUGUUAGGGAACUUGCUGCAGCUGAAAGAGAAGAAACCCAACAAGACUUUCACCAAAUGGGCUGAGGUUUAUGGUCCCAUUUACUCCAUCAAGACCGGCGCUUCCACCGUCAUCGUUGUCAAUUCCGCCGAUAUGGCCAAAGAGGCUAUGGUGACUCGGUUUUCUUCGAUUUCGAUGAGGAAACUAUCAAAUGCACUGGAAGUCCUUACUUGCAAUAAGAGUAUGGUAGCCACUAGUGAUUAUGAUGAUUUCCACAAAAUGGUCAAGAAAUGUCUCUUGAAUGGCCUCUUGGGUCCAAAUGCACAGAAACGGAAACGAUACUAUAGGGACGCCCUCGUUGAAAAUGUGUCUUCCAAGUUGCACUCCUUCGUGAGGAACCAUCCUCAAGAACCCGUGAACUUCAGGGAAAUAUUCGAGUACGAGCUUUUUGGACUGUCGAUGAAACAAGCGUUGGGAGAGGAUGUGCAAUCCAUUUACGUCAAGGAACUUGGCAAGACUUUGUCGAGAAAAGAGAUAUUCAAGAUUCUAGUUCAUGACAUGAUGGAGGGCGCUAUCGAUGUCGAUUGGAGAGACUUUUUCCCGUAUUUGAGAUGGAUCCCGAAUAAGCAAUUCGAAACUAGAAUCCAACAGAAGCAUUUUCGCAGGCUCGCAGUGAUGAACGCGCUAAUUCAAGAUCAAAUGAAACAGAAAGAUUCUCAGAAGGAAGACGAUAGCUACCUCAGCUUCUUGCUGUCUGAAGCCAAGACACUUCCGAUGGAACAAAUCGCCAUCUUGAUUUGGGAAACGAUCAUCGAGACCUCCGACACAACUUUGGUCACGACGGAAUGGGCAUUGUACGAACUCGCCAAACAACAAAAUCUCCAGGAAUGUCUUUUGGAAGAAAUCCAGAGGGUAUGCGGAGGAGAGAAGGUCAAAGAAGAGCAAUUGCCUAAACUUCCUUAUCUCAACGGUGUUUUCCAUGAGACGCUCAGGAAGUACAGCCCGGCUCCUCUCGUUCCCAUUCGCUACGCCCACGAGGAUACACAAAUCGGCGGCUAUCAUAUCCCGGCGGGGAGUGAGAUUGCGAUAAACAUUUACGGAUGCAACAUGGACAAGAAACGCUGGGAGAAUCCGGAGGAGUGGAAACCCGAGAGGUUCCUCGACGGGAAAUGCGAUCCGUUCGACCUGCACAAGACGAUGGCUUUCGGGUCGGGGAAGAGGGUGUGUGCAGGCGCUCUCCAAGCGUCUCUCAUCGCGUGCGUCGCCAUUGGAAGGCUGAUCCAAGAUUUCCAAUGGAAGCUCAUUGAUGGCGAGGAAGAGAACGUGGACACACUUGGCUUGACCUCUCAGAAGCUUUAUCCUCUCAAAGCCGUUCUGAAACCUAGGCUUUCUUGAGGAGAUGGCGUCUCUCUUUCGCUCCUUUAUCGAACUUAUAAUUUUGUUUAAGGCUUAUAAUCUUGUGGUAAUGAAUAACCAGUGUUGUUACUGUGAUGAUUAAAAAUAAUUGAUUGAGUUAUAAAGUAUAGGCAUAAAUGAA
This is a messenger RNA of Tarenaya hassleriana, 1791 nucleotides long. Its product is annotated as ent-kaurene oxidase, chloroplastic-like. The coding region runs from base 129 to 1649 and encodes 506 amino acids. Gene Ontology annotation, molecular function: iron ion binding; heme binding; ent-kaurene oxidase activity. Gene Ontology annotation, cellular component: endoplasmic reticulum; chloroplast outer membrane. NCBI's taxonomy places the organism in Eukaryota, Viridiplantae, Streptophyta, Magnoliopsida, Brassicales, Cleomaceae. The transcript is spliced from 8 exons. Gene Ontology annotation, biological process: gibberellin biosynthetic process. The record is from RefSeq and is a predicted model, not a curated record.